Toxotes jaculatrix (banded archerfish) is the source of this 1872-nucleotide messenger RNA. RefSeq names its product cystatin-B-like. The transcript has 3 exons. Gene Ontology annotation, cellular component: cytosol. Gene Ontology annotation, molecular function: cysteine-type endopeptidase inhibitor activity. The record is from RefSeq and is a predicted model, not a curated record. NCBI's taxonomy places the organism in Eukaryota, Metazoa, Chordata, Actinopteri, Toxotidae. Bases 76 to 378 code for a protein of 100 amino acids.
AUCCCGGAAAGCGACAGACACAAGCGUUUUCGCUCAUUUCUCUGCAGAUUUUAACAGCGAAGCAAAGUUGUCACAAUGCCGAUGAUCUGCGGAGGAACUUCAGGGGCACAGGAUGCCGACGAAAAGAUUCAGACGAUCUGUGAGAGCAUGAAGCCUCAUGCAGAGCAGAAAGCGGGGAAGGCCUAUGAAGUUUUCAUAGCCAAGUCCUACAAGACGCAGCUUGUGUCUGGGACCAACUACUUUAUUAAGGUCCAUGUCGGAGGAGAGGAAUACAUUCACCUCCGUGUUUAUGAAAAACUGCCCUGUCAUGGAGGAGGCCUUGAACUGUCCAGUAUGCAGCAAACCAAGACCCACCAGGACCCUAUUGAGUACUUCUAAAGGGGUCACAAACUAAGCAAAGCAUCCCAUCAGUGCCUACAGGCUGCACUCUCAUUUUAAUCAGUUAAUAUUGCAUUGUCCUGCCUCUUUAUGUUAAUGCUACCAUUGCUAAUGUGCUAUGUAAUAACAUACUGUAUAUGUAGUAUGUCAAAAUGGAACUAUUUUGUACUAGGUGCAUUAAAAAAAAUGGUUACUGAGUAAAUUAAGCCUGCACUUAUUGUGUUAUAGCUUUCUCUAUAUAUAGUGAGUUUACCUGCUUGUUCAUUUUCAUUUCUAAUAUUGUGCAAAAGCUUGAAAAAAUGCUUCAGCUAUCCUUUACAAACGGAUCGGUCAUCAAGUCCAUGCUGCACCCUCACUGUGGUGGGUGUGACUCCAGAAUGCAUGUUUAGCUUACAUAUGGGGUGUGUGUGUGUGUAUAUAUGUGUGUCUGCGUUGUCUAAAAUAGUGAUUUUUUUUCUUUGCAUUAUUCAAAGGUAAAUUUAAAAAUGUAUCUUUUAUAAUAAAGAGCUUUCAGGCUUCAUACACACCUGUAGUGAAAAAUGGCAGCACAGUAAACUGAAUACACACUGAAAUUCUUUCCAUUGUGUUUCAACAAAAAAACGCCAUAUGUAAGCUAAACGUUCUUGAGUUACACCUACCACAGUGACGGUGCAGCAUGGACUUUAUGACUGAUCUGUUUGUUAGGAUAGCUGAUGCAUUAUUUUGACAUGAGUAUGAAGGAAAAGUCAUUACAGUAUCAUAGAGCUAAAGUUGGUACAGUACAAAUGUCGCACUAGAUCAGUCAUAAACAAAUUUAACAUAUAUACUCUUUUAAGCAUGAAGGUUUUAUUUUUUGUAAUUAUUACCACUUGUCUCAUGACCCAGUGUGGCUACCAUAUGUGAUGUCAGAUUUCUGUUUGUUUUUGUUUUGUGUGAGUUCACCAAACCAAGUUCCCUUCAGCACUAGGGAAGCGAUAAAUGUUGAAUCCUGAAUCUAUAAUAAUUCCGGUGCACAGCACAGGCAAAAAAUUCUUAGCACACAGGUAAAAACACAUAAUCACAUUUAUAUUCUGCACUCAGAUGCUCUUACCUAAAUUAAAUUGUUGACCCAGCUGACUAAACCGUCUGUUUGAAACUUAAGCAAUCCUCCAAAUCCCAACCCCCCCAAAAAAAGAUGGAAUUCUACAAGCCAUGUGGUUAAAAAUGCUGAAACCGCUGAUUGUACGAUUAAUCACACAACUUUAAAAUAACUCAGUCAUGCACCUCAGUCACACACCUCACAUCUCGUGAGUGCAGUUCCUCUUUUUAAAGCACAGUCUGCAUGAUUUUUAUUCCCACUAAAAGAUGAAAUAACUUUGCAGAUAUUUGAUGAUCUCAUGUUGAACUCACAGUCACUUUUUUAUUUUCUUUCAAGUCUUUUUCCAUGAAGUGUUCAUGUGAUUUUUAAUGCAACAGGAGGAAAUAAUAAUGUCCUCCUUACUUCUGUUUUAAAUAAUAAAUUCUGUCUCAUUUCCA